AUGAUCGAUGAACCGUCGGCGAGUGGACUACAACCAAUUCCUGGAGGGAAAAAUCGAGGAGAAAGUGUGACGAACAAAUUGGGAUCCCAGGAGAGCGGGAAAUUCAGUCAAACAUUCACUUUCGGACAAGGGAAAAGAAAAGAUGCGGCGCACGACUCGGGAUUUGCGAUCAACUCUGUAGAUGACUGCAUUCGAGGGUAUUUUCCGAGAGCUCGUAGCGGUGGAAGCAUCAAAACGAGAGUGGAACGAGUCUCGAAGAGGUACCAUUCAGACAGCGCGGUGACAAAAUGCGAGAAAUUGCCAUCGGUUGGCUGCCAACUUUCUGCAAACAAUAAUCAAAGCUUCAACGAAUCGAAAACCGCGAUUCAGCAACGCACUUCGCUCGCCUGCUUUCGCCCUUGGAGCAAAACGAGCAUCGAAUUGCAAAAGUACAAAGACUCGCUGCAAAAUUGUAAAUAU
Molecule: messenger RNA, 459 nt
Organism: Mesorhabditis belari
Lineage: Eukaryota; Metazoa; Nematoda; Chromadorea; Rhabditida; Rhabditidae
Source: the annotation of a GenBank genome assembly